Messenger RNA from Rubroshorea leprosula, 445 nucleotides. The record is from the annotation of a GenBank genome assembly. NCBI's taxonomy places the organism in Eukaryota, Viridiplantae, Streptophyta, Magnoliopsida, Malvales, Dipterocarpaceae.
AUGGAACCUGUUAAGUAGCAAUGUUAAGGAAAGGCACUUCUGUAACCACAUCAAUGCUUUCAAAUUCCACAAUGUUGGUGGGGUGGUGCCGCCUCGGGAGGAGGCGGUUGAGGCGGAGGAGAGGCGGCACCAUACGGCUGGGGAACAAACGUCGAGGUUUUUGCUUAGGGUCGCGCUUGGUGGUUCAGUGGGGGGUCAUGGUGGGUCCCCUAAGGAUGUUGAAGAAGAUCAUCAUGCAAAUCACUCCCAAUGGACGAUGGAUAGAGGCUUACUACAUGUACUUGCCCUUCUUACGCCCUCAAAUCUUUCCUCUUUGUUGAUACAUAAUUGGGUAUUUAUAUUGAAUACUUUUUUUUUCUUGGGGGGUUAACCAUGUAAUAAGGGGACUUCAACCCCUAAUUCAAGAAAAAAAAAAAACCGUGUUUAAUGAAGUGAAAUUACUUUC